Messenger RNA from Penicillium concentricum, 1944 nucleotides. Its product is annotated as ATPase AAA-type core. Gene Ontology annotation, molecular function: ATP binding; ATP hydrolysis activity. The record is from RefSeq and is a predicted model, not a curated record. Bases 1 to 1944 code for a protein of 647 amino acids. NCBI's taxonomy places the organism in Eukaryota, Fungi, Ascomycota, Eurotiomycetes, Eurotiales, Aspergillaceae. The transcript has 2 exons.
AUGACGAUCGACGUCUCAGAUGGAUUUGCCAACGAUUGUACCACAGUACCCGAGGCCAUGGAUAUCCAGUAUGAGCCUGUUGGUACCCUCUGUGAUUUCCACACCCUCUACCAGACAAAGCGUGAUGUAUAUGGCAAACGGUCAUGGGCCAAAGAACUACCCCCCGACUUGCCUGAGCCCGUUGAGGAUGAAGAAUCGGCACAAUAUGCGCUUCUCGUGAGGAAACAGAAGUGCUAUGAUGGACGCAGAAGUUUGUCUAUUCAUUCCAUCAUAGUGCAAAGCGAGCGUCUCAAGGAGUUCUUGAAGCGGGCCCUAAAUGAUUAUCCUGGUGUCACACCAACCUUGAAGCGCCUCGAAUUCAAAUCGCCUUUCCCACCGUUUGUUCAUCGAUGGGAAGCAAUCACCAAAUUCCGAGAUGAAGAGCAAGAUCCAACAACCAAGACUCAUAUAGAACUGCUCUACCGCAUCAUGGAUGAGGAGCUCAGGGAUGUGAUUGACCGCAAGAAGGACUUGGUUGCCCAAGGAGUAAUCACUUACGACUUGACUUGGACGAUCCUAGAACCCCAAGAUGUGGUCCUUUCCUCGAGUGAUGGAGCGCUACGUGCGUAUUCGCUCGAAUCGGAAGAUGUAUCACCGGAAAGUGAUUAUUUCACAGCCGAAUACGUUGAGUUUGACGGAAGCAAGUUCGGAUACACUUCCAAGGGGUUCCUGAUACCCAAGUUUGCGGGCACUAUGCCAAUUACCUCAUUGCCUAUCUUCCCACUAAAAUACCACCCAGAAAAAGACACCGUCCAGGGGUUGUUGACUGCACGGGGCAAGAAGUGGGCGGAGUACAAGGGUUACCAUUUCAAAUCCUAUGAAGAGGCUUCGACCAGCACAAACUCCGAAGGUCGGGAUACCAAUUUGAGCGGGACCAAAUACUCUGUCAAGAGUCGCGUCAUCAUCGACAUCGAGGCAUACAAGCUUUUUGGGCGCGGGGUUGUCAAUUUUGUCAAAGAAAUUGAUGAAGAACUGGACAAUUCUCAGCGCCUCAUUGCAACUCCAAUGCUCUAUGGAUAUUCUCUAGAUGACAAGGAAUGGAAUUCGUUCCACGUGGAUCAUUUGAAAGACAUUGAGUGGGAUGAGCAGGCCUUUGAUUCACUAAUCCUACCCCGGGAGCAGCAGGGGCUCAAGGAGGUGAUCUUGGCCGUUGCAAAGGCUCAAUCCAAGAAAGUGGAUGGAUUUGACGAUGUCGUUCGGGGAAAAGGCCGGAGUUUCAUUAUGCAGCUCAGUGGUCCUCCGGGGGUUGGAAAGACUCUUACUGCGGAGAGCGUUGCCGAGGUCAUGAAAGUGCCUCUUUAUGUCAUGAGCGCGGGCGACCUUGGAACUGACGUUAGAGGGUUUGAGAACAAAUUGAAAGACAUUCUGCGGAUGAUUCCUAGGUGGGGUGCUCUUCUGUUGCUUGACGAGGCUGAUGUUUUUAUGGAAUGCCGUGAUUCAGCCGAUCUCGCUCGCAAUGAACUUGUCUCCAUCUUUUUGAGGGUGCUUGAAUACUACGAGGUAAGCCCCGACCUCGAGAUCAUCAACGCCAGAAGAUAUGGGAAAUAUGCAAAAAAGGACAUGCUACUAAUCUUCUAUUUUUCUCUCCAGGGUAUUCUCUUCUUGACUACCAAUCGUACACAGAAUAUCGAUCCUGCCUUUGAGUCUCGGAUCCACCUUUCCCUCACCUACAAGGAGCUUGAGGUGGAAUCCAGGCGCCAGGUUUGGACACAGUUCCUAACCCGCUCAUCGAAUAUGGGAGUCUUUACGGAUGAGCAACUUAACCAGGUGGCCGAGUUGCAACUGAACGGUCGCCAGAUCAAGAAUGUCAUCAAGACCGCCGGUCUCCUGGCUUGGUCCAAGGAACGUGAGCUUCAAUAUGAAGAUCUGAAAAUGGUGCUUGCUCUGAGAAAUUCGCAAGAGUAA